Molecule: messenger RNA, 1895 nt
Organism: Carassius carassius (crucian carp)
Lineage: Eukaryota; Metazoa; Chordata; Actinopteri; Cypriniformes; Cyprinidae
Gene: hyal1
Product: hyaluronidase 1
Exons: 4
Coding region: 157-1515 (452 amino acids)
Biological process (GO): hyaluronan catabolic process; carbohydrate metabolic process
Molecular function (GO): hyalurononglucosaminidase activity
Source: RefSeq, a predicted model, not a curated record
CUUAGACUCCGCCCCCUCUUUCCAUUGGUUAGACAGGAGACGUUGUUCUGCUUCUGCUUUAACAGGAGAGGGUCACGAGUGAAGUUGAAACAUUUUAUUUCGUGAGUGAUUCGAAAAGAUUUACUGGUCAAGUCCAACGUGUCACCUUUUCCAGGGAUGGACAGGCUUGGAUGUGGGACGUGGUCUCUGGUGGUGUUUGCCAUCUGUUUUGUUUCUGUUCUCGGCCGUCCAUCCUCCCUUCUCACCCAUCUCCCGUUUUUUUCUGUAUGGAACGCGCCAACGGAGCGCUGCAUGUCUCGAUUUGGGGUCAAACUGGACUUGAGCGUCUUCGACAUCGUGCUCAACAGCAACCAGUCCUUCAUGGGCGACAACAUCACUAUCUUCUACUCGGAUAAGUUAGGUGAGUAUCCUUACUAUGGUAGAGAUCAUGAACCAGUGUAUGGAGGUGUUCCUCAAAAUGCCAGCCUGAAACAGCACCUCCGGAAGGCUGAGGGCGACUUGAUGACUGACAUCCCAGAUCUGGGAUUUCACGGGCUUGCUGUCAUUGACUGGGAAAAGUGGAGGCCGCUGUGGGAACGGAACUGGGACGCUAAGGAAAUCUACUGGAAUGGCUCCAGGGCUUUAGUGAAAGCCAAACAUCCUACUUGGAAACCGAAGCAGAUCGAAGAUGAAGCUGUGAAGGAAUUUGAGAACGCUUCGCGGGCCUUUAUGGAGGAGACGUUAAAACUGGGCCGUAGAGAGCGUCCUGGAGGGCUGUGGGGGUUCUAUGGCUUCCCCUGCUGCUAUAAUUAUCAGUACAAGAAGAACGAGACAUACACCGGUGAAUGUCCUGCUCUGGAGAUGAAGAGGAAUGAUAAACUGACCUGGCUUUGGAACAUCAGCUCAGCUCUGUACCCUGAUAUCUAUCUGGAUCUCGGGCUCCGGGGCCGCGGUCAGGAUAUCUUGCUGUACAGCCGGCAUCGCAUCCUGGAGGCCGUGAGGGUGAGGGAACUGACCACCCAUCGGCCUCCAUCUGUCUUCCCCUACGCCAGGAUCGCCUACACUUACUCCAUGGAGUUUCUCUCACAGGAGGACUUGGUGCACACCAUCGGUGAGAGCAUGGCUCUCGGAGCUGCUGGUGUCGUGCUGUGGGGAGAUGGAAACUACUCCCAAACGAAGGAUGCCUGUCUAGCGGUUCAGGAGUACCUUGAUGACACGCUCGGCCACUACAUUGUGAACGUGACAGAGGCUGCGUUUCUGUGCAGCAAGACCGUGUGCUCGUCCAGGGGCCGUUGUAUUAGGAGAGACCCGAGCAGCACAGCCUACCUGCAUCUGGACCCAGCCGAAUGGUCCAUCGUUCCCAGAGCUAAGCUGCCCGGGACUGUUACUGGGGGUCCGUCUUAUGUAGCUCACAGGAGGUUCAGGACGGUUGAAGGAGAAACAAGUGGAUUCGCGGCCAGCUUUAGGUGCCAGUGUUUCCCGGGCUGGGAAGGAGAACAGUGUCAGAAACCCGUACCUGUAGAGCCUUCUACAUGACAGAAAUGACUAGAAGACUGAAGCGGUUAAAGCUCAGGUUGGGUUAACAAAUACAAGGAACAACACAUUACCAUUGUGGACUUGACAUUACAUGGUGACUGUGCCUUUAACAAACGUGCUUGAAGUCAUUUUAGAUAAAGCAUGUGCUAAAUGACCAUGUGCUCCAUGCUUGCUAGUUAAACUUUAUCAAAUAUGAUGAUUUUGUAAAAAUCAAGAUGCAGUUUAAUUUUGAGUGUUUGUUUACAUCAAGCACAUGUAAACCCUGAGAAUGCAAACUAAUGUUGAUUUUAUUGAUAUUAAUUAAACGUAUCCAUAAACAGCAUCAAAAAUCAAAUCACUGAAAUCUCAUUGAAUAUAUGGAAUAAACUAUUUUGGCAAAU